AUGGGGAUGGGGAGGGGCACCCCCAGCGCCAUCAGGAAGCCCUCACCCUCUGCUGGCCAGGCGGAUGAAGCGGUGCUGGCUGCCACCUCUAACCUGGACCUCGAGAGCAAGAAAGCCGCCCACACCAAGCUGUCAUGGCAGCAGCCGGUGAACGUCUUCCUGGCGGCCGGGCGCCCGCCGGGCAUGGAGCAGCUGCACCAGGAGGCCCAGCUCAACCUUCAGAGCUUGCUGCAAGAGGAGUAUGAGGAGCAGUACGCCGAGAGCAGGGUCCCCGGGCAGACCUUCCGCGCCGCCGGUCACCUGCCCCCCGACACCCCGCCCGAGCCGUCGCCCCGGCCCCCGCCCGCCAAGCGCCUCGACUUCCCCCCGACCCGGCGAGCAACUGAAGAGGAGACUGCUGGCACGACCGCGCUCGGCGCUCGGCCGCCUGACGCCUCCCUGAGCCUCCCCACCAGCCCGGACAAGCAGCCAGCCUGGAGCAGGGCCUUCCCCCUGCCCACCGUGGAGGAGAAGCAGUGGCACCAGUCCUGCUCCAUCCAAACCAACAUCGUCCCCAUCAAUGUCUCGGGGCAGCACUUUGCUAGGCACGCGAGUGCUCGUCACUCCCUGUUUAACACAGAGACCGCGAUGAACCCCAAGUCCACCCUGCGGCGUAGACGGACCGUUAUCGGAUUCCCUAACCUGUCCCUGCGAGACCAAGGUGACGGCAAGAACCGCGCAGCCACUUUCGUGCCCCGGCAGCGCCUGGGCAGGGCUGUCACCCGCUGGAGCUGCUCUGACGGUGGCACCAACGGCCCCACGUUCAACACGCACUCGCCCAUCACCGAGUCCCUCUCCUGCAGCUUCGUGCCCGAGGCCGCGAGCGGAGGGAAGGCGCCCCAGGAGAUCGGCCCCCGCCAGCCCCUCUCUGCCCCGCUGAGGAAGACCUUCAGCGACCUUGGGGCCCGCUGCUGCCAGCCGCCCGCUGCCAUGGACAACGCAGCCACCCCCUGCGCCGGCACCUGCAACGGGCCGCAGGGUACCCCCUUCCCCCCGCCCUGGAGCGCCCUGGGCCACACAAGUCCCCCCAGCCCCGCCACCAGCCAGGGCAAGGGGCCCACCUGCACCUCGCCGGGCGGCUCCAGCCCGUCGCCCAGCCCGGGCUCGCCUGCCGCCGCCGCCUCCGCCUCCUUCUUCAUCGCCACGGAGGAGCACGUGGGCAGCAAUGGGCCUGGCUCCUUCUCCGGAACGGUGCCUGAGUCCCCCCCCAGCUCCGGGGGUGGCCAGAGGUGCGAGGGCCUGGAAGCCAAGGUGAACUUCUUGCCGGGAAGCCAAGGGGAGCCGGAGCCGGUGGUGGAGCCAGUGCGGCUGGAGGUGGAGCGGGCAGGGUGCUGGUUCCGCGAGCGGUCGCUGUCGGUGCCCACUGACUCAGGCUCCCUCUGCUCCGUGGACAUCGCGUACGCCGAGACCCGGCGAGGCAGCGCCAACUACGCCCUGGGCUACCCCAGCGCCAGCUCCGAGGGCAGCACCAGCACCGACAAUGUCUCCUUGGGGCUGGAGCAGGAGGGGCAGCGGCGGCGGCGCUCCAAGAGCAUCUCCCUCAAGAAGGCGAAGAAGAAGCCCUCGCCGCCCACACGCAGCGUCUCUCUGAUUAAAGAGGGGCAGGAUGCCGACGCAGGGCCCGGCUUGGCGCUGCCCAAGGAUCAGCGACCCAAGAGCCUGUGCAUCCCACCAGAGCCCCAGGGCCACCGGCUGGUGCACUGCGACCCCCAGGGGAGCGUGGGGAGGGAACCCGACGGCACGGCCGCCCCCCACCAGUGGCAUCUUGCAGACUGGAAGGCUGGCGAUCCCUACCGGUCCCUCUCCAGCUCGAGCACGGCCACAGGGACCACGGCCAUCGAGUGUGCCAAGGCACAGGGCAGCUCUGAGUCCCUCACGUCUCCCUCCGUCUCCAGGGCCACGACACCCUCGCAGCUCUCUGCUGAGGCCGACCUGAAGACCUCCUCCCCAGGCAGGCCCACAGGGCUGAUGUCCCCAUCCAGCGGGUACUCCAGCCAGUCGGAGACCCCGACUCCCACCGUUCCCACCUCCGCCAUCCUCGGGCACUCCCCGCACCAGGUGCGGGUGAGGCCACUGGUCCCCGAGAGGAAGUCCUCGCUGCCCCCGACAUCCCCCAUGGAGAGGAGCCCCAAGUCCAGGCUGUCCUUCGACCUGCCGCUCACGCCGCCUGCCCACCUUGACCUCUCGGGACUGAAGAUCUCCCUGAAGGGGAAGACGAAGGUCAGCCGGCACCACUCCGACUCCACCUUUGGCACCAAGCUGGCCCAGAAGACCAGCCCCAUCACGCCCAUCAUGCCGGUGGUCACGCAGUCCGACCUGCGCUCCGUCCGCCUCCGCUCCAUCAGCCGCUCGGAGCCGGAGGACAACGCCGAUGGCCCAGAGCACACCGAGGAGCCAGCACGUGCUCCCUGCCUGGGGCCGGAGAGGAAGGUGAAGCCGCCCGUAGCAGAGAAGCCACUGCUGGCCAAGCGGCCCCCGAGCAUCCUGCCCAAGCCCCCAGCUCUGCGGGAGGAGGGUCCCCUGUCCCCCACGUCCCCGCCGGGUGCCACCACCAAGGAGAAGGGGCUGCUGCAGGAUGGCUUCGUGGUGCUGCGGAAAGGGGAGCUGAGGAGGGGUCCGGGGGAGUCCCCCUCACCCCUGACCCCGGCGGGACCCCGGCGGCUCUCGCAGGGCAGCCUGGAGGACGAGUCGCGGCCGGAGCGGAGCGGUGCUGGCGAGAGGGAGCGGAGGAAGGCCAAGGUGCCACCACCAGUGCCCAAAAAACCCAGCGUGCUCUACCUGCCGCUCACCCUGGCCCCGUCGCAGCUGGGAGCUGGCAUGGGGGACCAGGCGCCCACCCCCAGCCCCAUCAUCACGCUUGACGCCGACCCCACCUGCUGCAACCCCGACACCGAGGACCCGCCAUCCCCGGAGGCCCAGGGCACAGCACAAGCCGGCGACCCUGCCUGGGAGCAAGGCAGCUCGGCGGAGGCCGGCAUGGAGGAGAAGAGCUUCGCCAGCGACAAGACGGCCGACUCCAUCGUGGAGGAGGAUGACGACGUGUUUGUGACGUCCCGCACCACGGAGGAUCUCUUCACCGUGAUCCACAGGUCGAAGAGGAAGGUCUUGGGGCGGAAAGAGCCUGGUGACAGCUUUAGCAGCCGGCCCAACUCCCACUCGCCCGUAAAGACUUCAGGCUCCCCAACCGGCGAGUCCCCGGCAGCAGCGGGCAGCACCGGGAAGUCUUCCAGCAGGAACGAAGACUUUAAAGCCCUGCUCCAGAAGAAGAGCAGCAAAACCAGCCCCGGUACCCGGCCAUCUGCUGCCGAACUGCUCAAGACCACAAACCCACUGGCUAGGAGGGUCAUGACGGAGUUUGCCCCCGAGCUGGACGGUGCAAACAGCCCCAAAAGCCAGCCUUAA
This is a messenger RNA of Nipponia nippon (crested ibis), 3441 nucleotides long. The record is from RefSeq and is a predicted model, not a curated record. Lineage: Eukaryota; Metazoa; Chordata; Aves; Pelecaniformes; Threskiornithidae.